Messenger RNA from Psammomys obesus (fat sand rat), 2535 nucleotides. It is a transcript of the gene Gata2, whose product is annotated as GATA binding protein 2. The record is from RefSeq and is a predicted model, not a curated record. Gene Ontology annotation, biological process: positive regulation of transcription by RNA polymerase II; cell fate commitment; positive regulation of angiogenesis. The coding region runs from base 121 to 1563 and encodes 480 amino acids. Lineage: Eukaryota; Metazoa; Chordata; Mammalia; Rodentia; Muridae. The transcript has 6 exons. Gene Ontology annotation, molecular function: zinc ion binding; DNA-binding transcription factor activity, RNA polymerase II-specific; RNA polymerase II cis-regulatory region sequence-specific DNA binding. Gene Ontology annotation, cellular component: nucleus.
GGGUCCGCGGCUCCCGGGCUCUCCUGGUGUCCCUUGCUCUCUGCUGCUGAGCCGCCCCUCCCGCGCCGCUGCGAGUGGCCACCCCGCCUUCGCGUGGAUCCCGAGCCGCAGGAGCGGAUCAUGGAGGUGGCAUCGGAGCAGCCUCGCUGGAUGGCGCACCCCGCCGUGCUGAAUGCGCAGCACCCCGACUCGCACCACCCGGGCCUGGCGCACAACUACAUGGAGCCGGCGCAGCUGCUGCCUCCGGACGAGGUGGACGUCUUCUUCAACCACCUCGACUCGCAGGGCAACCCCUAUUACGCCAACCCGGCCCACGCGCGCGCGCGCGUGUCCUACAGCCCGGCCCACGCCCGUCUCACCGGAGGCCAGAUGUGUCGACCACACUUGUUGCACAGCCCGGGCUUGCCGUGGCUGGAUGGGGGCAAAGCGGCUCUCUCCGCCGCCGCUGCCCACCAUCACAGCCCCUGGACCGUCAGCCCGUUCUCCAAGACCCCGCUGCACCCCUCGGCUGCUGGAGCCCCGGGAGGGCCGCUGUCUGUGUACCCCGGGGCUGCGGGUGGGAGCGGGGGAGGCAGUGGGGGCUCGGUGGCCUCCCUCACCCCCACUGCAGCCCACUCUGGCUCCCACCUCUUCGGCUUCCCGCCCACGCCACCCAAAGAAGUGUCUCCAGAUCCCAGCACCACCGGAGCUGCUUCCCCAGCCUCCUCAUCGGCAGGAGGUAGUGUAGCCCGAGGUGAGGACAAGGAUGGCGUCAAGUACCAAGUGUCACUGUCGGAGAGCAUGAAGAUGGAAGGCGGCAGUCCCCUGCGCCCAGGCCUAGCUGCCAUGGGCACCCAGCCUGCGACACACCACCCAAUACCCACCUAUCCCUCCUAUGUGCCCGCCUCGGCACACGACUACGGCAGCGGGCUCUUCCAUCCUGGGGGCUUCCUGGGUGGACCCGCCUCCAGCUUCACCCCGAAGCAGCGAAGCAAGGCACGCUCCUGCUCAGAAGGCCGGGAGUGUGUCAACUGUGGGGCCACAGCUACCCCUCUCUGGAGACGGGAUGGCACGGGCCACUACCUGUGCAACGCCUGCGGGCUCUACCACAAGAUGAAUGGACAGAACCGGCCCCUCAUCAAGCCCAAGCGGAGGCUGUCUGCUGCCAGGAGAGCGGGCACCUGUUGUGCAAAUUGUCAGACGACAACCACCACCUUAUGGCGCCGGAACGCCAACGGGGACCCUGUGUGCAACGCCUGUGGCCUCUACUACAAGCUGCACAAUGUUAACAGGCCACUGACCAUGAAGAAGGAAGGGAUCCAGACCCGGAACCGGAAGAUGUCCAGCAAAUCCAAGAAGAGCAAGAAAGGGGCCGAAUGCUUUGAGGAGCUAUCCAAGUGCAUGCAGGAGAAGUCAUCCCCGUUCAGUGCGGCUGCCCUGGCUGGACACAUGGCCCCCGUGGGCCACCUCCCACCCUUCAGCCACUCUGGACACAUCCUACCCACACCAACGCCCAUCCACCCCUCCUCCAGUCUCUCCUUUGGCCACCCUCACCCGUCCAGCAUGGUGACUGCCAUGGGCUAGAUACAGCUUCCCACUGGACAGACAAGAACAUCAAGGGUGGCUGGCAGAGCCAGAGCGAGGCCGGGUAUUCCCAGGAUGGGUGGAACACACUCUUGGCUCCCGCUCCUCCCGAGAGACCCACACUUCCUCCUGCCAGCCCAGCCUGGCCGAAGCCACCUCUUCUGGGAGGAUUCCCAGCCUUGUGCCGCCAUUACUGUGAAUAUUUCUAACUGGGCUGCAGUGUGUGCCCCGGGUGCUGCCCAGGAAAGUGUUUUCACGGAUAGUUGCUUGGAGAGCAAAAUGGACAGGUUUAUAGCAAGAAAAGGAGCAGACUGGGGACAGAAAAACGAAAACAUUUUUUUUGAAGGAGAAAGAAGUAGGCUAAAAAAAUUAUUUUGCUCUUAUUUUUUACAAGGACGUGAAGACAUGGAGGCAUGGGCUGUUUGUGUUCUCUGGGUCCUUCCUCAGGGCCUACUGCCCUCAGUCAGGGCUCUGGGGAGGGGCAGACUUACAGGGCCCCAACCUGAGCCCCCUCUGCAGCCUGGAGGUAGCCCUUGCCCUGACGCAGCCCUAGAGGGCAGAGACAAUCGCAGGCGGUCCUGCGCGGAUUCCCAGGCCAGGGCUGGGUCACAGGAAGGAAACAUUCUCUGGAAAGGGGAAAUGUCUCCCAGAUCAUUCCCUUGGCUUAGAGAGGCCAAAACUGGUGUGACCCAAAUGGGCUAAGCUGUGGCCUGCGCUCUAGGCCAGUUGGACCCCUGUAAAUACAUCCUUUUUUCUGCUAACCCGACCCCCCUCCCACUCUAAGAUAAAUAAGAAAAUAUUCAAAACAAAAACCAAACUGCAUAAGCUUAACUCGCUGAUGAGUGGUUUUAUUUUUAAACUCGUUUUGGGUCCAGUCAAUUGUACGUUGCCACAGAAGCCUCACCAUGAAAAGAAUAAAACCUACAAACCAGGGCUGAGCUUCACAGUUCUUUCUUGAAUGGUUCUUGGGUC